Molecule: messenger RNA, 2148 nt
Organism: Prunus armeniaca (apricot)
Lineage: Eukaryota; Viridiplantae; Streptophyta; Magnoliopsida; Rosales; Rosaceae
Source: the annotation of a GenBank genome assembly
AUGGCGUCGUCUUUGUGCGACCACCCUGACCGCACCAAGACCCCUAUGCGUCCGAACCCAUCUCGGAAGGUACGAGUUGUAGCGAAGAUAGGGGGUUUUACGGGUCCGGAGGGGGAGCUAUCAAGUGAGGUUUCUUGGAUCUCUGUGAACAAGCCCAAGGGAGAGGCUUCUGAGAGUGUCACUCUCUCUUUCAGAGAACAGGAAGCAAGCCGUAAAGAAUCUUAUGAAGUGGACUACUGCUAUGAUCAAUAUGAAGACAAUAAUGUGAUUUUUUCGCGAGAAGUAAAGCCUCUAAUUCCUGGGAUUCUUGAUGGUUGUAAUGCCACUGUGAUUGCAUUUGGAGCAAGAGGCAGUGGAAAGACUUGCUUAAUUCAGGGUUCUAGUGAGAAACCUGGUUUGGCAGCACUAGCAAUGGCUGAGAUUCUUUCAAUGACUGAGAAAGAAGGAAAUUCAGUUACUAUAUCUUCCUAUGAGGUUUAUCAGGACCAUGUAUAUGAUAUCUUGGACCCAGAACGCAAAGUAGUUUUGGUACAGGGUGAUGCUCAAGGAAAAAUUCGGCUUAAAGGACUUUCUCAGGUUCCCGUGAAAUCCAUUUCAGAGUUCCACAAAUUAUGUGUUACUGGGUGUGGUUCCCGUAAACCAGCACAAAAGGUAGCAACUGAACUUCCACGUAGGAGCCACAAGGGCUUGAUAGUACAUGUAUCAUCUCCCAGUGAAAACUCAGAUACACUUCAUGUGGGCAAGUUGAAUUUUGUUGACUUGGCAGGUUAUGAGGAUACCAGAAAGAAAAGUAUCAAUGGCCUUAAUCUUGUUGAGAAUAGUAGAAUUCAUAAGACAAUGUAUGCCAUGUUAAAUGUUGUUCACGCAUUGAGUACCACAGAAAAUCAUGUGCCUUACCGGGAAAGCAAGCUCACACACUUAUUGCAAGACUCCCUGGGUGGGGCAAGUAGAGUUUUGAUGGUCACUUGUUUGAAACCAUCAUUCUGCCCAGAUUCCAUUUACAUGGUAAGCUUGGUGUCUCGCUCUUUUCAAAACAACAAUGGGGCUGUCAUAGACUCCACAAAGAAAACUAAGUGUUUGACAAGAUCGGCAGUGCUUUCAUCACGUAAGAUCCAUGUACCCAAGACCAUUUCUGUUACAGCAAAGAAACAAACCAUUUCCAGAGUGCCUCUUUCUGACAAGAAGAUCAAUGGUAGUACGGCAUCCGUAUUGAAAGGAAGGAAGCUAUUUGAUGAAACAAGUCAGUUGACCAAAUCGGAGAAGGUAAGUGCAAUCUCAGAUGUGGCCUCAACCACAGAAACUUCUCUAGAUAAAGAGGAAAUGUCCAUUUCAAAUGUUACCAAAGCAACAGAACAUCUAGAAUGUGUGAAUUCAUUAUCAGAUAAUUUGAAACCCACAGAAUUUACUUUUAUGGCUGAAAAGGACAAUUUAUUAUCAGAUGCUCCAAAGCAUGCAGAAAGUACUUUAAUGGCAGAAAAGGAUGUUUCUAGUAACAGUGGUGGUCAUACCGAGGAAGUUACUCCAAGUGUCAAUAGCAGCAGCAGAAAUACAUUGUCUUUAGUUGAAGUCCAUAACAUGGAGGAAGAGGAAAACAAGGACUCAGAGGUCAAUGAAGAAGAAUCGCCACCAAUAAGUGCAAGAUUACAAGAAUUAUCGAUUCAUUUGAAAUCACUCUUUUCUACAACUCCGUUGUGCACAAAUAUGCCAGAGGAAUCAAAUAAUUUGAAAUCACUCUGUCCUGCAACUCCGUUGUGCAUAAAUAUGCCAGAGGGGAAUGAUGCUUCAUCCUACAAUGACCGCUCUACUAACAUUGAAGAACCAAAAACUCCAGUUAUCAAUAAGGGUACGAAAGAUAAUGAUAGAUGGGAGGUUGGAAAUUUCAACAGCCCUUGGGAAACACUUAGUACGCGCAAUUCCAAAGUGAAGCAUUCCCUUGUCCAAGACUAUCUUAGCUUCUUAAAUACGGCUAGCAAGGAAGAAUUGAAAAGAUUAAAUGGGAUUGGUGAGAAAAGAGCAACCUACAUACUUGAAUUGCGUGAUGAAUCUCCUAAGCCCUUCAAGACUCUUGAUGAUUUAAAAGAGAUUGGACUUUCAGCGAAGCAGAUUAAAGGAAUGAUGAAGAAGGAAGUUGGAGGGCUUUUCAAUUAG